AUGGCUCUCAUGAGCACCCACCGAAAGCCUCUGAGGCUGGUGUUGUUUGUCUUUUUCGUCCUGGCACUCUCCUUUUUUACUCUCUCCUCUGAUUACUUCGAAACUUCGAACCUCGCUCUCUAUAUAAACCACCCUUAUACAUAUGUUCACAGCAGUUAUGACUGGGCCCGUCGCAAACAAAGAUACCCUGUGUCGUCAUACGCGAGCCCUUCCCAGGACCCUCCGCGCAAGUUGCCCAAGGUACAGUUCGACUUCGAAGAGGGCCAGGGAGUCCAGGAAUCACGAAGAAAGGAGAUCAAAAACACAUUCAAGAAGUGCUGGCACAACUAUAGACAAUACGCGUGGGGGUAUGACGAGCUCAAACCAAUCUCCCUGAUGGGGGCGAACACCUUCUCAGGAUGGGGAGCCACACUGGUCGACUCCCUAGAUGCGUUGUGGAUAAUGGAUAUGAAGCCCGAGUUCAAGGAGGCAGUUCAUCAGGUCGUCUCCAUUGAUUGGGAUUUCCACCCGGACCACCAGAUCUGCAGUACUUUUGAAACUACCAUACGGUAUCUGGGAGGACUCCUCGCCGCAUAUGACCUGAGCAACGAGACUGUGGUCCUGCAGAAGGCGACUGAGCUCGGCGAAAUGCUCUACAGUGCGUUUGAUACGCCGAAUCGCAUGCCGGCCAACUCGUUCAACUUCGAGAGGGCCAAGGAAGGCCAGCUUCUGCCGUCCACACGCGAAAUCUCCGCUAAUGUCGGAAGCCUGUCCAUGGAAUUCACACGAUUGACACAGCUGACGGGCGACCCCAAAUUCUUCGAUGCGACCGAGAGAAUCAAGAAGGAGCUCAAGCGGACACAGGAUGGCACCAAACUCCCAGGGCUGUGGCCCACCUUCGUGGACGUGCAGAACGGCUUCCUGACACCCGACAGCUCCUUCACGCUCGGCUCCAUGGCCGACUCGCUGUAUGAGUAUCUUCCGAAGAUGUAUGCGUUGCUAGGCAGCCUAGACGACUCCUACAUGGAGAUGCACGUGAAGGCCAUGAACACAGCAAAGGCCUUCCUCCUGUUUCGCCCGAUGUUGCCGGAUACGGAAAGCGACGUCGACAUCCUCUUCUCGGGCACCGUGCUCGCGAACGGCAGGGGCAUCAUCGAUCUCUUGCCGCAGGGGCAGCACCUUACCUGCUUUGUGGGAGGCAUGUUUGCCCUUGGCGGGAAGCUGUUCGACAUCCAGGAGGACGUCGAGAUCGGCGAGAGGCUGGCCCGCGGCUGCGCCUGGGCUUAUGAAGCUAUGCCCACGGGGGUCAUGCCUGAAGAAUUCGCUAUGAUCCCCUGCAAGGAGGCGAAUAUGGGCAAGUGCGCGUGGGACGAGGAGCGGUGGGAGAAGGAGGGCAGCAAGAAAUUGCCCAAGGGCUUCUCCAGUGCUCACGCCCCUGGAUACUACCUGCGGCCCGAGGCCAUCGAGAGCGUGUUCUACCUGUACCGCAUCACAGGCGACUCAAAGUGGCAGGACAUCGCCUGGGACAUGUUCCAGAGUAUCAAGAAGGUCACCGAGACCAAGUACGGCUUCUCCGCCAUCGACGACGUCACCAGGGGUGGCACGCCCAAAAAGGUCGACUCGAUGGAGAGCUUCUGGCUCGCAGAGACGCUGAAGUACUUCUAUCUCAUCUUCUCGGAGCCCGAUCUGAUCAGUUUGGAUGAUUACGUGCUCAACACGGAGGCGCAUCCGCUGCGUAUACCGAAGCCGUGA
Diaporthe amygdali is the source of this 1731-nucleotide messenger RNA. RefSeq names its product endoplasmic reticulum mannosyl-oligosaccharidealpha-mannosidase. NCBI's taxonomy places the organism in Eukaryota, Fungi, Ascomycota, Sordariomycetes, Diaporthales, Diaporthaceae. The coding region runs from base 1 to 1731 and encodes 576 amino acids. Gene Ontology annotation, molecular function: mannosyl-oligosaccharide 1,2-alpha-mannosidase activity; calcium ion binding. The record is from RefSeq and is a predicted model, not a curated record. Gene Ontology annotation, biological process: carbohydrate metabolic process; N-glycan processing. Gene Ontology annotation, cellular component: endoplasmic reticulum; Golgi membrane. The transcript is spliced from 2 exons.